AUGGUGAAGAAGGAAUCGACAACUGAGACAACCGAGUCCCCAAAUGACGGCGAGUACGUCCUGACGCCGGAAGAGGAAGCCAGAUACGGCCGUUUUUCUAAGAACCAGAAACGGUUAUUCAUGACCAUCAUGGCUAUAGCCACCUCGCUAGGGCCGUACUCUUCUUCCGCCUACAUGCCAGCGUCACAGAUGAUUGCUGACGAAUUCAGCACCACCGGAUCCACGGUAAACUUGUCUGGAACCGUUUUCAACAUAAUGACUGCAAUUUCCCCAUGUCUCUUCAACCGCUUGUACGAAUUCUACGGCUGCCGUCCAAUUUUCAUUCUCAUGGCCACCCUCCUGUUGAUACCCUCGAUUCUCACCGCCAUUUCGGUGAACCUCCCCAUGUUUUUCGCGUUUCGCAGUCUCACAGGCCUUUUCUCCUACUCCUUCAUCAACAUGGCCGCUUCUGUCACCGGCCACAUAUAUCCGCCCACCGAGAGAUCCACAGCUCUCAGUUACUGCUUGGCGGGCACCUUGGCAGCCAGUGCUUUUGCCCCCGUCCUUGCUGGAGUCAUUAUCACGUACGCGUCCUGGAGAAUCAUUUUCUGGGUCCAGACAGGCAUCACUGCUUAUGUGCUGGCCAUGGCUAUUGUCUUCCUCAAGGAAACAACGCCAGAAACUGAGUUUUCCGUGUGGAAACGACAAACGUCUAAAAAGUUCAAGUUCAUCGCCGUCAACCCGUUUACGGUUGUCCUUGCAUUGCGCAUCCCAACGCUCUUUCUCGCCGGCAUCACCACUCUCUUGCUAUCCUUCAAUUAUUUCGCAUUACUCACCCCAAUCAGAUACGUUGUCGACCCGCGAUUUGGAUUUACCAGCCCUAUCCAGGGCUCCCUCUUCUACCUCGCUCCUGGCUGCGGGAUGGUUAUAUCUACCCAGUUUGCGGGCAGGUACGCCGAUUGGGUGUUGAAGCGAGCAAUCAAAAGAAGAGGCGGGCGGCUUGUGAGCGAGGACAGACUGCAGGCGUGUUUGCCGGCGAUGCUGGUUAUGUUCUCGUCGACUAUAAUUUACGGCUGGUCUAUCCAGGAGAAAAAAGGCGGGCUGGUGCUGCCAAUCGUCGUGAUGUUCCUCAACGGGCUGUCCCAGACGUUUGUGUACACGCCAGUCAAUUCGUAUUGCAUUGGCAGUUUGCCCGAAAUAGGGUCGCCGAUUUCGCUGGGCUCAAACUAUUUCAUCCGCAACAUAGGUGCUGCUAUUGGGUCGGGCGUCACCUUGCCCCUGUUCGACGCCAUCGGCAUCGGAUGGUCCAGCGUUAUCAACGGGGCCCUCAUUACCGUAGCCUUUGGCUGCACACUGCUUUGCUACAAGGUGGGCCAGAACUGGCGCACAAGGUGGCUGAAAAAAAACGGCUAUCGCUCUGGAGACGGGUACGACCGAGAAGGAUAG
Ogataea haglerorum is the source of this 1425-nucleotide messenger RNA. RefSeq lists its product as uncharacterized. The coding region runs from base 1 to 1425 and encodes 474 amino acids. The record is from RefSeq and is a predicted model, not a curated record. Gene Ontology annotation, biological process: transmembrane transport. The transcript has a single exon. Lineage: Eukaryota; Fungi; Ascomycota; Pichiomycetes; Pichiales; Pichiaceae. Gene Ontology annotation, molecular function: transmembrane transporter activity.